This is a messenger RNA of Coregonus clupeaformis (lake whitefish), 2069 nucleotides long. It is a transcript of the gene cdca5, whose product is annotated as cell division cycle associated 5. The record is from RefSeq and is a predicted model, not a curated record. The transcript is spliced from 5 exons. Bases 305 to 1075 code for a protein of 256 amino acids. Lineage: Eukaryota; Metazoa; Chordata; Actinopteri; Salmoniformes; Salmonidae.
GACAGGAAGUGCACUUAAAUGUCACUUCCGGUACUUCAAGGCGGGCAAUUUUGAAACUAGCUACUCUUAAGUUAUCCAGUCGUAAUUUUGCAUUACAUCGAUUUUGCAUUAGUUAUUAGUUGCCUAGUUAACUUGUGUGAUAUAUUUAUUUGCUAACUAAAUAAUUGUUUUUUUUCUCAUUUCGUAAGUUAGCUAGCUUGUUGUCGUUAGCUACUAGCCAGCUAACGUUAAUGUGCAGUCUUGCUAGCUAGCUAACCAGCCACCGAAUUAAUGUAUUAGUAAAUAAGUUGGACAAACGGCAAGGAUGAGCAACGAGACACCUCAAACAUUUUUGUCUGAUUCUACCAGCCAACCACGAAGGAGGUCAGCGCGGUUGACCUCUCCAAAUCAAAAUGUCCCCAACUCGGCUCCUACAAACGCCAUGAAACGCAGCAUCACUGUGAGGAAGAUUGCACCCAGGAAAACACAAUUCAAUGUACUCUCAAAUGACAACAAAGAAAAUGAACAAAGAUUGUCUGAAGGCAGUCAGAAGAAGACCAAAAUUUCUACCCCAGGACCUGCCCAGGUUCCUCCACCAAAAGCCACCAUGCUCUCCCCGAUCUUGGCUCCCUCACCACCCUGUCCCCAGGCUGCAGCGGACCCUGAGGACUCGGCAUGGUCACAGAAGGUGCGUCGGUCCUACAGCCGCCUAAGCCUAGGGGAUAGUUCGUUUGAGCAUCCGCAAGGCCAGGCCGUGUCCUCCCCAUCUCCUCUGCGUCGGGAGACCAUGUUUGGGUUUGAGAAGCUUCAGACACCCCAGGUUAUCCGCAAAGUGGAGCAGUCCAGGGUGGGCCCUGAGGCCUCCAGGUCUCUCAGUGGGGUCAGCUCCUUCACCCUGCUAGAAGGGGACGACAGUGCUGCCACUGCUCCCGACCCUGAGCCAGAUGUCAACAUCCCUGGAGUCGCUAUGGUAAAGGAGAAGAGGAGGAGGAGGAAGAAGGUUCCUCAACUAAAACUGGCAGAGCUUGAUGACCUUGCGGCAAAGAUGAAUGCAGAGUUUGAGGAGGCGGAAGGAUUUGAUUUGGUGGUGGAAUAAACUCAUAGGUCAUCCACAAAGACUUCGACAUGUAACUACAAAGCCUUUUUGCCAAGAUUGGAGAAAGUACACGUUUGUAAUUUCUAUGAUUGAAUUUCAAAGGCAAUGAGGCGUUAAAGUAGUUGAUAUUUGCAUGAAUAUGGCACCUAUGGGAACAACAAACAUAGGAUUACCUUACAAUACAGAGAUGUAGAUAGGCUUUUUCACCGUUCUAAAUGUGAGAUUGGUUUCAAAACUGACCUAAUGCGAGUUGUGUAAUCUUAAAACCGGAUUCUAUCUUCACUGAUGUUCCUGUCACUUUGAUAGGUUUAAUGAUAUUUCUUUUCUUUUUGAGACUACAACUUCAUUAGGUCACAGGGACAUCAUCUUGUGUUGAUGAGCACCCUUUAUAUUUUAAAUGAUUGUUAAAUCAUUGUAAAUUGGAUUACAGACAGCGGGUGUGUUUUAACCUGUAAGACGUAUUUACAAAGCAUAUUCUGUGAUGUUGAGAUUACAGCUGUUUGUUUUUUGUUUUUUACUUUGUUAGUUUCCUAAGUGUUAGAAUUUGGGACAGAAGAUGUCCAAACUAAUAAUCUUUAUCAUGGCAGCUUGUCAUGUCCUACAAUGAUUUCAGAACUUGUGCUUUUGGAUUUGAUUGAACCUGCAUGUCAUGCAUCCACCAAUCACAUUUGUUCCCUAGAGGGUGCUCUCACCCUCUCAUUGUGGCUUCUUCAUCACUGUUUUAACAUUUAAAAAAAAAAAUGUAAUUAUCUUUAUUCCUCUCAUAUGAUUGUUUUGAUAUUAGUGAUUAAGACUUUAUCUGAUCACAUGUAUUAUCUGAUCUAAAACACUUCUUCUUAUUGGCUGACUUCUUCUCCGUGACCGACUCCAGUAUAUCCUAUGGUUGAAGAGGUCUCUUCCUGCAUUUUUUUGUUGUUGUUGUAAGGACUAGCAUAUAGUUGUGUUGCUUUUUGCGAAUUUCUGUUUCAUGAAUAUAAUAAAUAGUUUGAGCUAA